AUGAAAAAGGAAAUUUUGAUAGUAAUGACUUUACUCAUGUGUAUUAAUGGAAUUUAACAGAGUAAUGGAAUACUAGAUCUCUAAAAUUUAAAAGCGCAUUAACUAUUUACAAAAGUAAACAAAAAUGUUACAUAAUAAGAAUGUGUAAUUUGAUUAAGAAUUCGAUGAAGUUCCAAAUGUGGUAGUAUCAAUCAAAUAAAUAAUUGGGGAGCAAUAUGAACUUUACACUAGAACUAGCAAUAUCAAUUUAAAAGGUAUACAUACAAUGUUUUACUUAGACAAGGAUUUGAUUUAUAGAUAAUCAGCUCAUCAAAUGUAGAUGAAAUAAAAAUCAAUUAUCUAGCAAUCAAUGAUAACUCUUUGAGCAUUGUUUGUGAGAAUUACCAAACAAAAAAGGACUAAAUAAUAGUUCCUUUAAACUUAGAGCACUCAAAGGUAGCAGCAUUUGUUACAGGAUUGAAAUUGUAAAAAAAUGAAAAUGUUAACUUCAAAUUGAGUUCUAUAACUAACUCAUAAGUUGUUUUUGAAACUAAAUAAAAAGCUGUGGGUCUUUGUUUAGUUAUUGGUGAUGAAGAUAAAAUUUUUGUAACUAAACAAUAAAUAACAACUACUUUGAAGGAUAAUAAACUUGAGUUUAAUGUUGAGAAUAUUGAAGAUUCAAUAAAAUUGUAAUUUUUAAUCUAUAUUAUGAUUAGACCUUUGGAAAAUUAAAUAUUAUCAUUUGACGAUAUAGUGAACAAACUUUCAGUUGAGACUAAGGAAGAAGAAUAGUAAACUCAAUUGUCAACUGAAGAAGAAUAGUACCUCGAUAUUGAUAGUAUCUAAAUAGAAACCUUAGGAAUAAACAUUAUUUAGUAAAAUAAUGAGGAAGAUGUUAUUUAAUCAGUUGAUAUUGAAUAUUUAGAGCCUUAAAAGUAGGUGCAAGAAGAUUAAUUAUUAAAAAUAGAAGAAAAACACAUAGAAAAAGUUGAAGAAAAGAUCAGUGAAAUAGUAGAAGAAUAAAUGCAAUUAGAAUAAAUUGAAGAAAAAAAGUUUUUAGCAUAAAUGAGUUAAGUUAAUGUUGAGAGUGUUCAAAACGUAGAGGAUUCAAUUUAAUAAGAAAUUGCCAUAGAAGAAAUAUAUCAGGUUGUACCUUCAAAUGUAGAUGAGCUUGAUAUGGAUGCAUUAUAUAAAGAAUUCACAUUGGGUUAAGAACUUAAUGAUGAUUUGAUUGCAUAUAACAAUCAAUUUUAAUAGUAAUAAUAAUAAUAAUAAUAAUAAUAAUAAUAAUAAGAUACUCUACAAGUAAUUUAAUCUGUAGAUGUUGUUUAAGAUUAAUUAGUUAAUGAAAUAUAAUCUGAAGUUAUUAUUGAUACAAAGGAAGUACAAACAUAAAAUUAAACACCAGAAUAAAAUCAAUUAUAAAUUGAUGUACCAUUAUUUGAUGAAGAUUUAUCAUUUGAUGAUAUUGAUUUAGAAUUAGGUUAAAAAAAGGAUGAAAAAAUAUAAAAGGCUUCUUCUGCUUAACAUAUAAUCGAUAUUUAUAAUGCAUUUGCAAAUGAAGAGGCAGAAAAAUUAAAUUAAAAAGAGAAUGAAGAACAUCCAUUUGUUGAAGUGGAAAAAGAAACUCAACCUGAAGAACAGCCUGAUGAGCUCGAUAAUUAAUUAUCUGGGCUUAGAGAGGGGCUAGAAGGAAUUGAUUUUUCUUUAUUUUUUGAUGAGUAUGCAAAACCUAAUCAAUUGGUUGUAAAUCCAGAACCAGAAUAAUAAUUUGAUUAAGAAUUAAUAUAAAAUAAAAAAACUUAAUAAAAGUAUGAAGAACCAAAAGAAUUUAAAUAACCUAAAGAGAAAAUAGAAGAUGUAAUGAAAGACCUAUAAAUAACUAAUGAUAUCACAUCAUCAGAAGAUGAGAAAAUAUUAAUAAGUUAACUCAAAUAGAAAUCAGCAGAGUUAAAAUAGAAAUUAUAUGAUUAAUAUGAGACUGUUCCCAAAUUGGAAUAAGCUAAAAAAUAAACUGAAGUAUCAAUACAUCCUAUCGAUGAAUAAUGUAAAAAUUCAAUAUUUAAUUUAUAGAUCCAAAAAUAGAAUCCGAUUCUAAAAUAGAUUAUGAAGUAGAAAGCAAAUAUAUGGAAUGGUCAAUGAGUUAAGAUUAAAAAAUAAAAAAAAUAGGAUUAGAUUUGACAGAAGAUGACCUGAGAAAUCCAAGAUUUUCAUUGUUAUAAAUGGAUCAAAAGUCAGAGCUAGAUAUUUAGAAAUAAAUUAAUGAUUUCUUGGGAUUAGAUGACAUAUCAUUUGUAAUGAUUAAGUAAAAUCUAAGAAGAAGAUGACAUAUAUUAAAAUAAUACAUUUAAU
Paramecium octaurelia is the source of this 2331-nucleotide messenger RNA. The record is from the annotation of a GenBank genome assembly. Lineage: Eukaryota; Ciliophora; Oligohymenophorea; Peniculida; Parameciidae.